AUGUGUCGCGUGUUGUUAACUCAUGAAGUAAUGUGCAGCCGGUGUUGUGAAAAGAAAAGUUGUGGUAACCGUAAUGAGACGCCCUCGGAUCCGGUCAUUAUCGACAGAUUUUUUCUGAAAUUCUUUCUAAAAUGCAACCAAAACUGCUUGAAGAAUGCGGGCAACCCGCGUGACAUGAGGAGGUUUCAGGUAAACUUUUCACGUUAUUACAGUUAA
Molecule: messenger RNA, 216 nt
Organism: Gongylonema pulchrum
Lineage: Eukaryota; Metazoa; Nematoda; Chromadorea; Rhabditida; Gongylonematidae
Source: the annotation of a GenBank genome assembly